GCCCAGUGGACUCCUCCGUUGUGUACAACGCGACGGAGUCCAGGGUAUAACGUUUUCAUGUCAUUGCGAACAUUUGAUUGAAAGCAUUUUCUCACAUUUUUACCUUAAAGAGGAAGCUCAACUGGCGUCUACAUAUUCCUUGUAUCCUUAAUCACUCAAAUUCAUGGUUGAGAAGUAAUCAAUAUGUUCCAGGAAUAAAUUAUUUAAGGAAAUUAUCCGCUAAUUCGUGCUUCCGACUGUAAACAUCUCGAACCGACUGCUCGUGUGAAGGCUUGCGCUUGCGUGCGCGCAUGCGCGAAAUGCGUAGCAACUGAAUGGCUCUCACGCAUGCGUAUUAGAAUUGUGGGCGUAUGCAAGUGUGUUCGUCACGCCGGCCGUGAGUGUUGAAUCAGAAAAGACAUACAAAAGUUACGUUGCGACUUUCUGAAUUUCCUCAAGACUUGUUUGCUCGAGUUGAUCGAAUUUCUGUAAGAUGGAGGAGGCGAUUAAUAAUGUAAUGACGGAAUGUGGCGUCCCGUACAAUCUGAAGCCAGAGCAAAUUCAGAUCAUAAGAUCUGUCUUAGAAAGGCGAAAAAAUGUGUUCGGCCUUCUGCCCACUGGAUUUGGGAAGAGUGAUUGCUACGGAUGGUUGUCAUCAAUCAUGGACAAAAUAGAGACUGAUGUAGAGCACAUCACCCUUGUCAUUUCACCACUGAGGUCCCUAAUGCUCGACCAGGUAGAAAGGUGGAGCUCCCGAGGUGUCACGUGUGCCGCGAUAAUGCGAGCUGAUGAAAUUGAUGAUGCUACCAAGGAAGAAAUUACGGAAGGGAAAUUUCAACUGAUAUUUUCUUCUCCGGAGGCCAUACUGCGACACAAGUGGUGGUCUGCCGCCAAAAGAUGGGCAAACCGCCUUACUGCCGUAGUUAUAGACGAAGCACACUGCAUGACAAAGUGGGGGACUUUUCGAGAUGGAUACAAAAACAUUUCAACCAUCCGAUCAAUUCUGUCCCAACAACCCGUCGUGUGCCUAACUGCGACUGCAACUCAAAGCAUGGUUGAAGACAUCAUACACACUUUAAAUCUUGAAGUAUCGUCUUUUGAAAUCAUAGCCGUGCUGCCUGACAGGCCCAACAUCAAAAUUCAUGCUGAACGGGUUGACAAUGCAAACUUUGCAGAGCAGCUUAAGUGGUACGCUGACCUGUUAAAGGGGAAAGAGGCGCCGAAGGCAAUCAUUUAUUCAAGGCAAGUAAACGAAGUCGCAAACAUUUAUGCGUGGCUCAUGAGCAGCCUGAAUGAGAUGGCCUGGGCAGGCUCAGAUCGCACCGUCCACAACAGAAUUGUGGAAAUGUACCACGGCAGCACAGACCAAGAGAGCCAAAAACGGAUUGUAUCGUCCUUCGCCAAGUCGUCAUCUCCCCUUCGAUGUGUGGUAGCUACAAUGGCAUUUGGGAUGGGGGUUCAAAUCAAUGACGUAGACUUCGUCAUCCACUGGGGCCCCUCUCGAGAUGUACUGAGCUACUGGCAGGAAGUUGGCCGUUGUGCACGAGACGGACGGCAGGGGCAUAGCUACCUUUAUCUUUAUCCGCGGUCUGUCAACAAACGGAUGGUUGACCAUAGCAUGAUGGAGGUCUGUGCAUCUGUAACAUCAAACCAGUGCGUGAGGGCAGUUAUCCUGCAACAUCUAUACGUCUCUGGCAUGCAGAAACUUGUCAGGGGGAGCUGCCAACAAUGUUGCAAUGGGUGCGAGGAGUAAUCUGUGUUGAUCAGAAAAAGAAACGAGAAGAGAAAAAUGCAAAGAGGAGAUCACCCAAUAAAUGAAUGUAAAUAAGCAGUAUCCAAUCUCUUGUGUUGUCUGUUGUUCAUUUGAUAACGGAGAUAACUGUAGUUUGUUUCAGUGCACUCUCUGGAGUGACAUUAUAAGUGCGGCUCAAUUUCAGUGCUAUAUAAUGAAAAACACAUUUAAUUUCCAUGCUAAGCGUAGAGAGAUCACAAUUACUAGUUUACCUUUAGU
Molecule: messenger RNA, 1990 nt
Organism: Patiria miniata (bat star)
Lineage: Eukaryota; Metazoa; Echinodermata; Asteroidea; Valvatida; Asterinidae
Product: Werner syndrome ATP-dependent helicase-like
Exons: 6
Coding region: 473-1732 (419 amino acids)
Biological process (GO): double-strand break repair via homologous recombination
Cellular component (GO): chromosome; nucleus; cytoplasm
Molecular function (GO): 3'-5' DNA helicase activity; four-way junction helicase activity; nucleic acid binding
Source: RefSeq, a predicted model, not a curated record